AUGCAGUUUCCCAUGGGCCCUGCCUGCAUCUUCCUAAGAAAAGGCAUCGCGGAGAAACAGCGGGAAAGACCAUUGGGACCAGAUGAGAUUGAAGAGCUCCGGGAAGCAUUUCUUGAGUUUGACAAGGACCGAGAUGGGUUCAUCUCUUGUAAGGAUUUGGGGAAUCUCAUGAGGACAAUGGGUUACAUGCCCACGGAGAUGGAACUGAUUGAACUGGGCCAGCAGAUCCGGAUGAACUUGGGUGGCCGUGUAGAUUUUGACGACUUUGUGGAGCUGAUGACCCCCAAAUUGCUUGCAGAAACGGCUGGGAUGAUUGGUGUCCAGGAGAUGCGAGACGCCUUCAAGGAAUUUGAUGCCAACGGAGACGGGGAGAUCACGCUGGGGGAGCUGCAGCAGGCCAUGCAGAGGCUCCUGGGAGACAAGCUCACGUCCCAGGAGAUCUCCGAGGUGGUCCAGGAAGCCGACAUUAAUGGAGAUGGCACCGUCGACUUUGAAGAGUUUGUGAAGAUGAUGUCUCGUUGAGGAGGUCCUGGGAUCCCCAGCCUCUCUCCACCCGCUCAACCUGGAUCAAGUCGUGGUGGAGGGGAGGACCACGUGCCCCACGGGCCCUCCAGAGAGAGAGGGUGGGCGGGUGGGUGGAGACUGGUAUUGCGGCGGUGUGGAUUGAGGGUAGCCUAGAAAUGAUAGCUUUGGCCAGAUGGGGUGGUGUUACAUCCCUGGAACUAGAUUAAGGAGGAAGAGGUCUGUGUGAACAGUACUGGGGUCUCCUUGCCACUCCCCCAAAUCCCAAAGAAAGACUAAUGACAUCUUUCAGCUCGUAAUCCUAAAUCCUUCCAACCUGGCAGGGUCUCUUCCCCCACUUCCUCUGGGUGAAAAUAGUCUUUUCUCCUGUUUGAUUCAGAAAGUUCAACACAGCGUCUACCUUUCCCCCUUCUUACUUCAGCUGCCUUGAAUCCCCUCAGUUUCUUCCUCUUGGUUGAAGAAGGCAUGUCCAUCAUGAGGCUAGAAACAGGGUUCUUAAUGAGACUGGGUUUGGAAAGGGUUAAUUAAAGAGGCAUCCACGUGAACCUAUCCCCCCCAACCCCCGCCCAACUUGAUUUCCUGGAAGCACAGUAUCUUUUCAUCUCUCUAGCCCCCAACUUCCUUCUCCUUGUGUCAGAUACUCUGGUCACCGAAUUAAAUCACAAAUCUGGAUUAUCAAGGUUUAGAGCAAGCUGAUCCCCCAGGGGAUUAGCUCCCCUCGAAACGACAUCAUGCAAAGAGAGAGAGGAUGGACACCUCCAAAUCCUGGGCUCAGCUGGGUCACCACAAAGCCAUUCCUGGAAGCCCCCUGCCUCUGCAUCAGUCUGCUCUGGGCCAUACAGAGAUAGUCCCUCUGUUAGACUGGAAGUCAGUUCUCUCCCUCAUCCCCUGACCCUGAUCUGCAUUAGAAAUUGGAAAGAUAUAUUCCUCCUCACCUCUGUCUUC
Bubalus bubalis (water buffalo) is the source of this 1467-nucleotide messenger RNA. It is a transcript of the gene CABP5, whose product is annotated as calcium binding protein 5. The transcript is spliced from 6 exons. Bases 1 to 522 code for a protein of 173 amino acids. Gene Ontology annotation, molecular function: calcium ion binding. The record is from RefSeq and is a predicted model, not a curated record. NCBI's taxonomy places the organism in Eukaryota, Metazoa, Chordata, Mammalia, Artiodactyla, Bovidae.